This is a messenger RNA of Drepanopeziza brunnea f. sp. 'multigermtubi' MB_m1, 1113 nucleotides long. Lineage: Eukaryota; Fungi; Ascomycota; Leotiomycetes; Helotiales; Drepanopezizaceae. The record is from RefSeq and is a predicted model, not a curated record.
AUGAAGAAAGACGAGCUGGCGAUUAUGGACUGGGAGAGGGGUGCCGAGUUGGAGAAGGGAGAGGGGCAGAUGGUGUAUAAAGAGGUCGCCAUGGUGGAGGUUAUAGUUGCAGCCCUCGUCGUCUGCUUCCUGCUCUGGCAGCGACUCUCUGAUGCUCGACCUGCGACGCAAGCGCACGAAGUGGUGGGGGUACCUCAAUAUGUUCUGGACUAUGCCCCAUUGGUAUGGCUUCACGCCGGUGAAGUCUACUUCCCCUCCGAUAUCUUCGCGCAGGUCAAAAACACACACCCAAAUGUCAACCUAACCGCAAUCGAAAGCCCUCCCUCUCUUACGCUUGAAAAUCUCGAUAUCCUGAAUGCCUAUGGCGACAUUGGCAGAAACGUAUAUCUUACAUCAAACAUCGAUGUUACAACAGAGCCCGUGUGGCUUACUGGCAUCGUCCCUGACUCUACAGGAAAAACCCGCAACAUUACCAGCUCGGCCAUCAUAAUCAACGACCGCGGCAACGGCACUGUCGACGCUUUUUAUAUGUACUUCUACGCAUUUAACCAAGGUAACAUAGUAUUCUUCCAAGAACUCGGCGACCACAUCGGCGACUGGGAGCACAACAUGAUCCGUUUCCAAGACGGAGAACCACAAACUAUGUGGUUCAGCCAGCAUGGAAACGGACAGGCAUUCACAUACAAAGCCGUCGAGAAGGAAAGCAUGCGGCCCAUCUCAUACUCAGCCAUGGGGAGUCACGCCAACUAUGCAGUACAAGGUACGCACGACCACCUCAUCCCCGACUUGAACCUCCCGGCCGGCUUUCUACAGGAUUAUACAAGCAAGGGUGUGCUCUGGGACCCCACCCUCUCAGCUUACUUUUACAACUUCAACGGCACCUCGUCGACGUUUGAGAGUAUUGAGGGGAGUCCGCUGGGGGUAAUGUACUAUAGGGGACGCUGGGGAGACCAGCAGUAUCCAGAUGGAGAUCAGAGGCAGCCGGCUCCGUUCUUUGGGUUUAGGAAGUUUGUGAGUGGGCCAACGGGGCCAUGGGAUAAACAGUUGAACCGGACCAGGAUUUGUCCUGAUAAUGGCAUUCUGUGUAUCAUUAGGGAGACCUUGGGUCCGUAA